Molecule: messenger RNA, 990 nt
Organism: Hemiscyllium ocellatum (epaulette shark)
Lineage: Eukaryota; Metazoa; Chordata; Chondrichthyes; Orectolobiformes; Hemiscylliidae
Product: immunoglobulin superfamily member 5-like
Exons: 7
Coding region: 1-990 (329 amino acids)
Biological process (GO): cell-cell adhesion
Source: RefSeq, a predicted model, not a curated record
AUGGAGGGCCCCGAUGCUCAAGGUACGUGUUUGCCUGUUCGAAUCAUAGAUGGUCCAAAAGAUGCCUUCGUUUUGCUUAACUCUGAUGCUGCAUUCAACUGCACAGUGUCCAGACCUUGGACUAUUAUUAUCUGGAUGAUGAAUUCGACACCAGUCCUUACUAUAACACCUGAUCGACCCAUAGUCACAGACUCUCAGUUUGGACAGCGCAAUUAUACAACUCCACAAGCAUUUACUUCAGAACUUAUUAUCUCAAGAGUGUCAUUGAAAAACAAUGCGACCGUGGAGUGCAGUCUCCAGACUGAUGGAAGACAACAGGCAAAUUUGUUUGUGCAAGUUGAAGGGAAGUUAUUUUUUGAGAGCAAGAUUUCAUCCGUGGUGACAAAUCACAGCACAGACAUCAUCUGUAAGGCAGAAGAUUGGAAUCCUGAUCCAACAAUCACCUGGACAAUAAACCGAACAACUGUACAUUCAGAAAGGUACACCACCAUCAUUCAUCCACCUUCAGGACAUCUCUACACAGCCAUCAGCACCUUAAAUCUCACCCUUAGUGCCGAUGCUGAAGUAAUGUGCCUUGCUGCCAUCAAAGCACUUCCUCAGCCUAAGACAGUUGCACUUAACAUCACUGUGAAACCAUCCAGUCACGAUCGGACCUGGUUAAUUGUUGCUAUUGUGGUGCCUAUUGCUGUGGUUCUCCUGCUUAUAAUACUCAUCAUUGUGAUUGUUUGCUGCAUAAAACGGAUCAAACACUCCGAAUCCAGUUAUCAAGAUGAAGUAAGUGAAAGCCCUAGGUUUGGAAGGGGCCGUCAAAGUGGACUUGCUGAGUUCAAGCAGUGCAUGCAGACAGGUUCUGCUAUGUUUGCGAGAAAGAGAAUGAAUGCUGAGGCUGGUGGUUAUGAUGCCAUCAAGCAGGCUUUUUACUCCUGGAAGGUGUCGAGCUUCUUAAGAGUUCUUGGAGCUGCAAUCAUCCAGUUCAUGAGUAUACUUUAG